Messenger RNA from Adelges cooleyi (spruce gall adelgid), 2013 nucleotides. RefSeq names its product protein yellow-like. The coding region runs from base 335 to 1708 and encodes 457 amino acids. NCBI's taxonomy places the organism in Eukaryota, Metazoa, Arthropoda, Insecta, Hemiptera, Adelgidae. Gene Ontology annotation, cellular component: extracellular region. The transcript is spliced from 9 exons. The record is from RefSeq and is a predicted model, not a curated record.
ACAGUUUGCCGGCGCUUCGGUCACUCCUAUAGACCUAUUGAUCAUUUAUAGUACUGUGCAAUCAACAAUGCGGUGAACAUAAAAAUAUGUCUCAAGAGUAGUUUUUAAGUCAUUUUGUAUUUAAUUUUUAGUGAUACCUAAGUGAGUUGAAAUAGUGCCAGGGAAUUACACAACUACCAAUAAAUAAGUCGAACGAGGGUCAUUAACUUUGCCGCUUUCAGGACUAUUAACGUACCUUUCAGGUGCAUAAUUUAACUCGAUUUGUCGUCCGGCACGUUAUCUUCACAGUGGGAAUUUGUUAGUCGUUACGGUAGUCAAUUGCAUAUAUUACAAUAUGGUGCCAUACAGCUUUAGGUCAGUACUGCUGCUGCUGCUACUUACCGCGGCCAUGACCGCCGGCGUGAUGGACGUCGAGUACAGUUGGAUUUACGCGGACUACACUUACGGCAGCCUUCAGCAACGGGAAUCGGCCAUUAGAUCCGGAAAGUUCAUACCGGAAAAUUGUGUCAUAUUAGACGUAGACGUAUUUCAAGGUACUUCUGAAGACAGAUUGUAUUUCAACAGCGGCGGACCUGGCAGUUCGUUGCCGAAAAAACGAAUUUUCGUGUCGGUGCCACGCAUCAAGCCGGGAAAUCCAGCGUCGUUGGCAGUACUGGUGCCGGAGGAUUCAAAGCCUCCGCUGUUGGCUCCGUUCCCAAGUUGGAAAUUCCAUUUCCUCUCUGAAGACAGACCUGACUGCGACAAUUCGAUUAUUUCUGUUUUCAGAAUGAAGAUCGACGACUUGGGUCGAUUGUGGGUCGUGGACACCGGCAGAAUCAAUCAAUUUGAACUCCAUCCCCGUUCCAUAUGCCCUCCAAAACUAUUGAUAUUCGAUUUGAAAAACGGCGAUAAAAUCAUAAGGUCGUACACGUUUCCCCCGGAACAAUACAAGCAAGAUUCUCUGUUCACUAAUAUCAUUGUGGACUUUGGAGACCAAAAAGGCCGAAACACGUUCGCGUACAUAACCGAUACAACGGCUUACAAGUUACUCGUGUACGAUUUCAGAAACGACGAAAGCUGGGUCGUCGACCAGCUCCAUUUGUAUCCGUACCCCCACAAAGGCCAUUUUAACAUCAACGGCGUCACCUUUGGCCUUAUGGACGGCAUUCUGGGUUUAGCGUUGGGACCACCGACGAGAAACAACCGAAAACUGUACUUCCACGCGUUUGCCAGCGUUCGAGAAUCUUGGGUGUACACUAGCACUUUGCAAAACAAAACAUUGUUUGCCAGCGGUCUGAUCGACGGUCAAGGUUUGUUCUUCACGUCCCCUGACGUCAGACCUACCCAGUCCAGCGUGGAAGUCAUGACAAACGACGGUAUAUUAUUUUCGGCAAUGAUGGACAACAGUCUCGUUUGUUGGAAUUCCGAAGACUCGUUCCUGCCCGAAAACAUUCCGGUCGUGUACAAGAGUGACAGAGAUUUUCAAUUUCCGAGUGGCAUGAAAAUUGUCGGCGAUAGAAUAUGGGUGGUUUCCAACCAGCUCCAGAACCAUUUCACGACUUUGGUCAAUGACCGCAGCUCAAUUAAAUACCGAGUGCUCGUCGGUCGCGUGGACGACCUGAUCAGAGGCACUGGUUGCGAUAAGAGGUUUGCCCCGAUCCGUACCCCAAUAGCUGCUCAAAAGAUUAAACCCCCCCAAUCACUCGUAUUUAGUGGUAGAGGAGGUUAACGGUUCGCUUUGUAUACACGCUAAUAACGACAGGAAGAAAAAGUCCACGUCAACACGACUUUUUAGCUAUAGUAACGUACAAUCCCUGAAGACCUGUAAAUAUUUUUUAACGGACACGACACAUUUAUUCCGAUACGACUACUUCACCGGAAUAUGUGAUGACAGCAUUAAUAAUUUGACCGUCGACCUGAUAAAUAUUUAUUUCGCAAUAAUUUUCGCUUUACCGUACAUUAGUUAGUUUUACUAUUUAUUUGCUUGUCGAGUGUUUUAUUAUAUAAAUAAACGCUAUUGCAUAUUAUGUUCAA